This is a messenger RNA of Styela clava, 2241 nucleotides long. Lineage: Eukaryota; Metazoa; Chordata; Ascidiacea; Stolidobranchia; Styelidae. The record is from RefSeq and is a predicted model, not a curated record.
AUCUAACCAAACAAAUGAUGGAAAUAAUAGUUCAGAGGCCGUUAUGCAAACUGAACGAUUCUUUACGCAUGAAGGUGGGGAUGCUGAUAACAAAGCUAAUCCAUCUGAAAAUGAUUGUACACAAAGAAAGUGGAAGUACUGUUUCAGAAACUGUGCCAAAGUCACAUGACCAAGAUGCCACAAAUUCUCAGGAAACCAGACCCAAAGUACACAGCGAUGAUAUUCCGACGACAAGUGCACAUUCUGAUAUGAGAGUGGAGUUCACAAAAGAGUCAAAUCAAAUUGAAGAUGAAGGAUUCGGUAUUGAACCAGAUGAGAAUGGAGAAUACACAGUGAAAUCAACUGAUGACGAUAAAGUGUAUGAAGAUGUUGAUCAUAAUGAAGAAGAUCCAACAGGGACAUCUGGUGAUCAUGAUAAAUCCUCUGGUAAGAAAACAAAAAAGAAAAAAGAUGUUCAGGAAAAUCAAGAUGACGGAAAAGAGAAGGAACCAUUACUGAAGGGUCAAGACAGAAAAUCAACUGAUAAGAAAAGAAAAAAGAAGAAAAAAUCUAAAGACAUUUUGCAAGGACAGGAUAAUCAAAAAGAAAAGAAACCAUUAUUAAAAGGUCAUGACAAUACAUAGCAGAUGGAAGAACUUUUUGUUGACUUCUAUUUUAUUCUGAUAUACUGUCCUCCAUAUAUGUCAACCGGAAGAUUAAACCUGCAACAACUUUGACAAUCAAUAAUACUUGGAAGUCUAAUAACUAAUAAAAACUAAGAAUUACAGGCAUUGUUUUUCCGCCACAUAGGUUCAAUAUGGUUAUAGAUGGCUCAACUGCUCAAUAUUGUGGGUAUUACAUAAUGCAUAGCAUGAAAAUAUGUUUACUGCAGUAACUGCUGUUCAAAUGCGUAAUAAAUGCAACCAAUCAUAGAUCAACUGUAUCUCAGCAAUGGGAGCAGUAUAAACACUCCUAUUCAUCAAAAGUACCCAUAAUUUGAAACAGUGACUCAAGUGUCAUUUUAGUUUUUCAAGAUUAGAAUGAUUAUUAUUUUUACAUCUAUUUUUUGAUUUUUUUUGUGGCAAAAAGCACUGAUACCCUCCAUUUAGGAGAUUUUGUCAAGGCUCAAUUCUUGGAGUUUCAUUUUUUUGUCUUGUAAAUGACCUCCCCAAUUCUUCUCACAAAACUGUGUGCGGAUGACACUGGAUUGUCCACUAGCUCCCCUUCUAUGUCAUUAUUCCAGGCAAAUAUAAACAAUGAACUCAUCAAAGUUCAAAAUUGGAUGGCCUGUAAUAAAAUGUUGAUUCACAUUGCUAAAUCAAUAUUUCUCAUAAUUGCUCCAAACAUUCCAUCCAAAUCUUCCGUUUUUCAGGUCACAAUUGACAAUCAACUUAUUUGAAGAGUAGAAUAUUACAAAUACCUAGGCAUAUAUUUUGAUGAAAACCUAAACUGGAAUAAACAUAUUUCAGAUUUGUUAAGAAAAUUAUCACAGGCUAUUGGAAGUUUGUAAACUUCUUCUCACUCGAGUUCUUUGUAUGAUAUAUUUGCCCUCUUCCAGUCUCAUAUUCAGUAUUGAUUUGGUUGCAUGGGGAUACUCUGAUACUAGCAAAUUGUCAAAGAGAAUAGAAGUUUUACAAAAUAAAGCUGUAAGAAUAUUAUCUAAUUCUUCACCCCAUACUAGUUGUACUUUUUUAUUUGUCAAACUAAAAGUACUCAAAUUCAAGGACUUGUCUCUCUUCGAAGUUGCAAAUAUAAUGCAUCAAUACUUAUAAUAUUUAUUACCAAGAGCUUUCGAUAAUUAUUUCACAGCACAGUCUUAUGUACACAGCCAUCACACCCGAUCAUCAUCCCAAGGAUCUCUUUUUAUUCUUAGAUGUAUGUCGAAGCGAGCGCAGGGCACUCUGAGAUACACUGGCGCAAAAAUUUGGAAUGAUUUACCUUCUAGGGAUAAAAAUUUAACAUAUUCAAAUUUUAAAACUUGUUUACGCAGUUACCUACUCUCCUUAUAUUUUUCAUAAAUGUGUAUUGCUUUUGCCCGAUAUAAUAAUUUUAUGAUUGCACUGACUCCUAGACAUGAUUGUGAAUCUUUACUAUUUUUUGUCUUGUUCAUAAAAGUAUUCUUACAUUCAUGAAGUAGUCUUCUCUCUUUAACCACCGGUAUGAGUACUGGUUAGGAUUUACAUAUUUAUCUCGGGGGAUAGAAAAACUUGUUCAAUCGGUUGAGUAGAUUUCAUGAAUUUGCUUGCAGUACUAGGUAUUAUA